AUGGUGCUGCAGAAACACCUGGAGGCUCUUAGCGUCUUCCAGUGGGUCCUCACCUUCUUCUUCUUUGGUAAGUUGGGUGGGUGGGAGAGGGGCAGGGGGUGCUCAGGGAAGAGGGGCAGCUUGGCCUCCUCCUCUUCCUGGGGCCAUGGCCCUUGGGAUGUCCUCUGGCAGGCCAGGCCCCUGUAAUAAACUUAAAUCUUCCCUUAUUUCCUUAUGGGGGACACAAGAGCCCUUAGAGAGUCCUUUGCAGGUUCUCCAUCAGUCGGAGAAAAGAACAGAGGCCAACCAGAGAAUAUUGAGAAGCAAAGCAGCUAGUAAGCCUGAUCUUUAUUGAACUGUUGCAACAGGGUGCCCCCUUCACACGCAGGAGGAGGAGGACCCCAAACCAAGGUGUGGUCGCCUUUAUAUAGACAUUUUAAAUUGGCCGCCCUGGAGUCCAAGACCACCCCCAGAUACAUCAUGCCUACAUCGCAGAAAGGGCGGUCUACAGCAGAAAUCUGAGUGCGUUGUUUACCUCCUGUCUGGCAGGUUACCUGUUAAUGCUCACUUGAUUGGAUACCCUGGGGAGCCUGGCCAGUCUUUCGUGGUGACAAAUGCUUAGUUCCUGGGCCAGGUCACAGGCUCACACCCUAUUCAAACACAGACAUACCCUUAAGACAGGAUUUGUGAAGGAAAAGACAAUGGGGUGGCUUUUCCAUUUUCCUUCAACCUUGCAGAGAAAUCGUUUGGUCAGUUUGGGGGUCAAAAUGGUUUCCAGGCUGUUUUCCUGUGCUGCUUCAGACAUGUGAUUCAUAUAUUUAUGUACGUGUUUGAUUGGUACAUUUAUGAACAUUUAUUAUAUAUAUAAGACCUUAAUUUUUUUAAUUUCACAUCCUUCCCCCCAAAGCCAAACCCCCUCUUUUUUUCAAAGCACCUUUCCGCCAGGUGUGCCUGGACUAGGGAGUCAGCACCGCAGGGGGUUGGGCUAGAUGGCCCUGGGGUGCCCCUUCCAACCUAAAAUGUUCUUCUGGGUUUAGGGGGGCUUCAGAUCAAACCCUCGGGGGUCCCGUGAAAUCGGGGUUGUGGUCCCAGGCAGGGCCUCUGAAUCCCAGUGAGGGGGAAGCGCUGCUCUUGCGCUCAGAGUUGGGUGAUAAAUCGAUAUAUCAUCCAAAACCGGUUUGAAGUCCACAUUGUGAUAUUAGUUUUUAAAAAAAAUAAAUUUAUUUGGUUUUUCAAAUCAGAAUUUUGCAAUGACAUAUGCAGCAUACAACAUAAAAACAAGAUUCCACAGAAUCUCCAGGACUUCUUCCCUCCCCCCCCCCCCCAGGUCCCUUCUUCUCCGUUCUCCUGGCCUACCUGCUCUUCACCUCCUUCUGGCCUGUCAGCGCCCUGUAUUUCGCCUGGUGGAUCUUCGACUGGGAUACGCCAGAGAGAGGUGAGUUCGAUUCUCCCCAACCAGGGCCGGAUUGGGGUUUGAUGAGGCCCUAAGCUACUGAAGGUGAUGGGGCCCUUUAUAUGUCCAGCUGUCUUUUGUUCACAACAAAUUGUCACUGUUUUUUGUGUUGAAUAUAUGCUAUAUGGUAAUUGAUGGACCUCAUAGGUAUCUAAAGCCAUGCAAACAGUCCAUGCAGAUCGUAAGGUAAAGGGACCCCUGACCGUUAGGUCCAGUCGUGGCCGAUUCUGGGGUUGUGGCGCUCAUCUCGCUUUACUGGCCGAGGGAGCCGGCAUACAGCUUCCGGGUCAUGUGGCCAGCAUGACUAAGCCGCUUCUGGCAAACCAGAGCAGCGCACGGAAACGCCGUUUACCUUCCCGCCAGAAUGGUACCUAUUUAUCUACUUGCACUUUGACGUGCUUUCGAACUGCUAGGUGGGCUGGGGCUGAGACCGAGCAACAGGAGCUCACCCCGUCGCGGGGAUUUGAACCGCCGACCUUCUGAUUGGCAAGUCCUAGGCUCUGUGGUUUAACCCCCAGCGCCACCCGCGUCCCAGAUGCAGAUCGUAGGUACCCUAUAUAUAGAAAUGAGCAAACCAGGGAUAAUUAAGGGAACAGGCUAGCAGGCGGGGCCCGUGACUUACAUCACAGGAGCCUACACAACACAAAACACUCUUCCUGUAGGUAGGUUUUAUUUUAUUUGUUUUUUAUCUUAUAUUUCGGAUAUGUACAUCCAGGUUUUUUUCCUUUAAUUUUUUUGGGGCCCCCAAGGGAGUGGGGCCCUAAGCUAGAGCUUGUUUAGCUUAUAGGUAAAUCCGGCACUGCCCCCAACCCUACCCGGAGGUCAGGUGAAAGGCGCCUCUCCUUGUCUGAGAAGGGUGCUGAGCCCCACACCCAGACCCACACAGCUGGAGCUGCUGCCUCGCCCUGCCCCUCCUCCUGCAGCUCACCCCCUUCCACUGGGGCAGCUUGCAACCAUCCCAAACCUGUUUUCCUCACUGCUAUUUACUAUUAGCUAUUUUCCAAGACAGUUUCCAAUAAAUGACACAAUGGCAGAAGGCAUUUCAUCUCUCUCUCUCUCUCUCUGUAUGGAGGGCAGAAAAAUCAGCUGCAUUUAUUUAUGUAUUUAUCAUUACUUAUUAAAUUUUGCUAUAAAAACACACACAAAAUCCUGUAAUUGACACAAAUCAAAAGAACCCUCCCCAAAAUAUAACAUGGAAUCAGAGUUGGAAGGGACCCCAAGGAGCAUCUUGCUCCUCAUUAUUGAUUGAUUAUAAUUUUAUUUAUACCCUGCCCAUCUGGCUGGGCUGCCCCAGCCACUGUGGGCAGCUUCCAACAUACACACACAAUAAUAAUAAAACAUCAAGUAUUAAUAGUAACAAUCAGAUCUUACAUAAAAAGUCACAAUAACUUUGAAAUAACUUACACCAAGUAAAGCAAUAUGCAAUAAUCCAUUAGAAUCUAAUAAUAAACACUAAAAUUAAACAUCAGCACGUCAUAAUUAAAUGAAUUUUUAAGCAGAGGUCGGGUUGUCACCUGCCAGGGAUUCCUCAGCUGCGAUUCCUGCAUUGCAGAGGGUUGGGCUGGAUGACCCCUGGGGGUCCCCUUCCAACCCCACAGUUCUCUGACUCCGUCCCCUGCCUGAACCUUUGCCUUUGCAGGUGGGCGCCGCAGCGACUGGGUGAGGCGCUGCAGAGUCUGUGAGUUCCACCGGGAUUAUUUCCCCAUCAAGGUAUGAGAAGGGGCUGGCAGGGCUCCUGAAGGAUGCUCAGGGUCUCUGGAACCCCCGGAGACCAGGUCACAGAGGAGCAGGAGGCGGCGGCCGUCAAAGGCUGCUGGCCUCUGAAUGUGACAUUCAGGUGGGGGUCCAAAUGCCAAAGGACUCGCCCCUCUUGCCUUGCAGCUGGUGAAAACAGCCGAGCUGCCCCCGACACGGAACUACGUCCUGGGCUCCCACCCCCACGGGAUCAUCUGCGCGGGUGCCUAUUCCGCCUUCUGCACCGAGGCCACGGGCUUUUCCCGCACCUUCCCUGGCCUCCGCCCCAGCCUGGCCGCCCUCACAGGGUUGUUCCGCAUACCAGUCUACCGGGAGUACAUGAUGAGCUCAGGUGAGGCCAACGGGGCGAGGAAUGGUGGGGGUGGGGAAGUGGGGUGACCCCUCCCCUAAGGACCAUCUUCAAGAACCCUGCCUGGCCCAUCCAAUGGGAGGAACCACCCCAGUCUCAGUCUCAGGAAUGCCUUCCCAGAGCCCCUGGGAAUAGAAUUCCCCAGCAAAAAUGUCUGUUUUUCCUGCCAUUCUUGCUCCUGUGCAAAUGAAAAGGGGCGUUUGUUUGUGCAAAUGAUGAUGGUGAUGAUAAUUAUUAUGUAUACCCCACCCAUCUGGCUGAGUUUUCCCAGCCACUCUGGGUGGCUUCCAACAGAAUAUUAAAGACACGAUAAAACACCAAACAUUAAAAACUGUUAGGAUAUUUCCGUUCCACCUUAAAAGGGAGCAGGCUGUGAGUCACAGAGUCUGCGUAUUUCCUGUUCACAGGAUGUUUAUGUUUUCUGUUGCUUUCGUUUUCUCUCUGUGUCGUAGACACUGAAGCAGGCAGUCAUGUUUUUCUGUGUUCUGAUCAAUGCUGAAUAAACUUGUAAAUAAUGCUCUCCUGAGUGCAACUUUUGGCUGUGCAUUAUCUGCUGAUAGAGCGUGCAUGAGCUCUGGAAUGUGGCAAGAUAUUUUCUAGAAACUCAUGUCGCUGCGUGCCUACGGGAGGUCGAUGGAUCGUCCGGCAGACGGCUUGGGGGCCUUGAUGGACUUUAUCUCCCUGGCAGUAUCCCAACAACAGGUUUCGGGCCCAGAUUCACAGCACUUACAGGAGAGUAAGACUGCGACAGACUGCUGAAAGGUAUGUGGGAAAAGCGAAAGUGAGGCUUUUCUGUUUGCCGCGGCAAGAGCUUUUGAUGUCCGGCAGGCCUAAUUGGUCUGGGAGUCGAGCCCAGCAGGCCUCAAGAUUUAUGAGCUGCCAAGAUAAGACGUCUCUGAAGUGAAUAAGACUCAUGGCUCAAAUAAAAAGCUGGAAUGGAGUUCUUCCAAGCUUCUGAGGCUGCUGAGUGCCCAAAGCUAAAUCGGCACAACUAUCAGACCUGGGCAAAAUGGUGUGAGAGUUUGCUGCGUCAGUUUGGAGUGUGGCAUACUGUGUGUGAGGCCCCUCCAGUUCCUCUGACAGAUAGAUGGAAGGCCGAAAAUUCGAAGGCCAUUGACCUAAUAGUCUUGUCCGUCUCUCUGGAGGAAAUUAAAACGCUUGCUGGCAACACCACUGCACGUAAGAUGUGGAAUGCUUUGAAAGUAGCCCAUCUGCCAGUCAUCCCAGCCCAGAGUUUGACUGCAUCGGAGGUCCUGGCUGUUUCCCAGAAUGAGAGUGAAUGCAGGGAUGCCGAGGGCACCGGUUGCAAGCUGCAGGGGGAGCUGACUGUCACAUCAUCCCAGGCAGCAUUCCAGCCUCCAGGGGGAGCCAAGGAGUCGGCAGCUGAGAACUCUGUUUCUCAUGGGAGCCAAGGUCAUCGCCUUUGCAGAGGCCGGAAGGGCAAAGGUAAACAGAGGCAGAUGCCUGCAGAUGGCCAGAAGCAGAGGGAGGGUGAAGAGCCCACGCCAGAGGAAAACAAGGCUUUGUUUGCUGGCACAGCUUCACCAAAGGCUAAAGGCAAGUCUGAUGGCCAGGAGCAGGGGGGCAAGCAGCAAAAGCCCACGCCAGUGGAAAACAAGGUUUUGUUUGCUGGCACAGCUUCACCAAAGGCUAAAGGCAAGUCUGAUGGCCAGGAGCAGGGGGGCAAGCUGCAAAAGCCCACGCCGGUGGAAAACAAGGUUUUGCUUGCUGCAAAGGCUGCUCCAAAGGCCAAAGCCAGAUUUGUUGUAGAUUCUGGUGCAUCAAGGCACAUUGCCAACAAUCGGCACCUGUUUAUCUCCUUCACGCCUCAAGAAGGUGAGAUCCACCUGGCUGAUGGAAAGACGUUGCGAAUCGCAGGAGAAGGUACUGGGAAACUGGCAAGUCUGCACACGACCAUCAAAGAUGUACUGUAUGUUCCAGGCGCUGCAGACAAUUUGCUCAGUGUCCCACAGCUGACUGGGCGUGGCUUUGAGAUUUCCUUCAAGAGGAGCGUCUGUGUCAUCAGAAAAGGCAAAGAGGACAUUUUGCAUGCAAAGUUUAUGGAUGGCUUGUUCUGUAUAACUUAUGAGGACAUUGGUGCUGUUGUGUCUAAUGUUGAUUCUUGUUGUGUUGCACAAACUAACAAAGUUCUUCAUGCAGGAUGCAUUCACGAUGCACACAGAAGGUUUUGUCACCUCUCUUGGAAGGAACUGGCCAAGAUGCCAGAGAUGGUUGAGGGUUUGAACAUCAAACCCUGUAAGUUUCACAUGAAAUGUGUAUCUUGUGCAGAGAACAAGGUGAAGGUUGCUCCAAAAGGCAAGGAGUCUAGCAGGCAGGCUUCCAAACCCUACCAGCUAGUCCACGCAGACCUGGUUGGUCCACUUGCGCCCUCUUUGGGUGGAGCAAGGUACUUCAUGGUUCUAAUUGACUCUUUUUCCAGGUACAUUCAUGUGUUUAUGCUCGAGCAGAAAUCGCAAGCGUUUCCUAAGUUCAAGGCAUUCUGUGCUUGGUUGGAGAAUGUUCACGGUAAACGCAUUGGCUGUCUGUUUACUGAUCGAGGCGGGGAGUUCACUUCUCAGCAGUUUGAAGCUUUCCUGACUGAGAAGGGAAUUCAGCAUGACUUGUCAAUGCCUAGAUCGCCAUGGAUGAAUGGACUUGCGGAGCGAGCAAAUCAAACGUUGCUGCAAGGAAUGAAAACAUUGUUGCAUGAUGCCAAUCUCCCUGAUAAGUAUUGGGGGGAGGCUCUGUCGAAUUUUGCUUACACUUAUAAUUGCAGAUUGUCAUCACCUAUUGGUUGUACCCCUAUGAGAAGAUGUUUGGUAAGAAACCCAACAUCAAGCACAUGAGAAUCUUUGGUUCUGACAUGUGGGUACACACCCCACAAAGCAACAAGCUUGGGAAGCGUGGGGCACAUGGUUUGUUCAUGGGGUACGAAAAAGGUGCAUACAGGGUGUGGAUGACCGACUCUAAGUCCAUUAAGUUCACAAAGAGUGUUGAGUACAAUCCUAAGUGGGGGGGAAAUGUGGGAAUUUUCCAGAGUUACCCAGAGGAGGAUGAAGGUGAUGUCAAAGAAGCAGCUAAAGCUGAGGAAGCUGCUGAGGAUGAUGAUGAUGAUGAUGAUCAGAGUUCGGAUUCCAGUUCAGUGGGUGGCGCUGCUGCUGGUGUCAGUGACAGUGAUGACACAGCAGACUACAAGAGCGCAAAGGCCUCAGUCAGACCAUCUGAUGCGUCUGACAAUGAACUGGAACAACCACUGUUCACCAUUGGUCAUUUUUCUCCUAAGAAGGAGGAGAUGAGUCCAGAAGACUUGCGUCUAGUACGCAGAUCUGAGAGAGCCACAAAGGGCAGACCUCCAAAGAGAUUUGCUGAUGAGUUUGCUAAGACAGCAACUGCUGUUCUUAGUAGCUCAGAGAAGGUAUGGGAACCUUCAAGCUUCAAAGAGGUUCAGGAGUUAACCUCUAAAGAUGCUGAGCCUUGGCUUAAUGCCAUGAAGGCUGAAGUUGAUUCCUUGAACAGGAACCAAACUUGGGAGUUGGUACCAGUAGUCCCAGGAAUGAGACUGGUUGGCAGCAAAUGGGUCUUCAAGGCCAAGACAGACCAGAAUGGCAAGGUAGUUAGACACAAAGCCCGAUUGGUUGCCAGAGGUUUUUCACAGGUACCAGGACAGGAUUACCACGAGACCUACUCUCCCACAGUCAAGUAUGAGAGCAUUCGGCUGAUGCUCAAGAUUGCUGCGGAGGAGAAACUGCAUGUUUCCCAUCAUGACAUUAAUACAGCUUUUUUGUACGGGAUUUUGAACGAGGAGCUGUUUAUGCUUCCACCUGACGGGAUGCAGAUACAGAAGGGAAUGGUCUGUAAACUGCGGAAAUCCUUAUAUGGUCUCAAGCAGAGAAAGAUAGUUGGAUACCUCACCAAGAUCCUUCAUGUCAAAGUGCUCCUUCAGCUGAGCUAGGGUGCUUUGGUAUGAAGCCUGAUUCUUCCAAAACAUCAGAAGAUCAUCAACAAAACAUAAACAAUACAGUUUGUUUUGCCCCUCCUCCUUGACAAACACACAUGGAUCAGCUUUGCCCUGGUGAAAACCUAGAGAAAGCAAUGUCUCAGUGAGUUUUGUGUUCCAACACCUGGCAAAGGGGCAGCUGAUCCAUGUGUGUUUGUCAAGGAGGAGGGGCAAAACAGGGCACCCUUCAGAUGUCUCCUAAAAGUAAGAUACCGUAGAUUCUGGCAUAUAAGACGACUUUUUAACACCGGAAAAUUCCCCAAAAAGUCAGAGGUCGUCUUAUAUGCUGGGUAUGGGUUCACCGGGCAGCGGCAGCGAGUGGCAGGCUCUAUGCCGGGAGGAAGCUGCCCAGCAAUGCUAAGCUGGCUUUGCUGGGGGGCUUCCUCCUGGUGUGGAGUGGAGCCCGCCGCCCACUGUUGCUGCCCAGCAAAGCUGCCGCGUAUAAGACUGGCCAUAUAAGUCAACCCCCCGAAUUGGCAGCUGCCCAGUCGCCUAAUACACCGUAAUCUACGCUAAUUGUUUUUUCUUUUGACAUCUGAUGGGAGGUCGUUCCACAGGGCGGGCACCACUACUGAGAAGGCCCUCUGCCCUGUAGCUUCACUUCUGGCAGGGAGGGAACCGCCAGAAGGCCCUUGGCUCUGGACCUCAGUAUCCAGGCUGAACGAUGGGGGUGGAGAAGCUCCUUCAAGGUAUCCUGGACCGAGGCCAUUUAGGGCUUUCAAGGUCAGCACCAACACUUUGAAUUGUGCUCAGAAACGUACUGGGAGCCAAUGUAGGUCUUUCAAGACUGGUGUUAUGUGGUCUCCCAGUCACCAGUCUGGCUGCUGCAUUCUGCAUUAGUUGUAGUUUCCGGGUCACCUUCAAAGGUAGCCCCACGUAGAGCGCAUUGCAGUAGUCCUGGCGGGAGAUAACCAGAGCAUGCACCACUCUGGCAAGACAGUCUGCAGGCAGGGAGGGUCUCAGCCGGUGUACCACAUGGAGCUGGUAGAAAGCCGCCCUGGACACAGAACUGACCUGCGCCUCCAGGGACAGCUGUGAGUCCAAAAUGACUCCCAGGCUGCGCACCUGGUCCUUCAGGGGUACAGUUGUCCUAUUCAGGACCAGGGAGUCCCCCACACCUGCCCGCCGCCUUUGCCCCCCAAAACAGUAGUUCUGUCUUGUCAGGAUUCAACCUCAAUCAGUUAGACACCGUGUCUCCUCCAACCACUUCCAGACGCGCUGAUCCUUUGCCAGCGACCCUUUUGCCCUUUAACCAACUCGCAGAAUUUCGGAGUUGUAGGAGAAUCGCGAGGGUCCUCUAGUCCAACCCUCCGCAAAGCAGGGAACCCCUGGAGAUGUUUCACACCCACAAGAAUGUUUGCUUUCUCCCACUUCCAGGGAUGGUCCCAGUCAACAAAAGGUCCCUGGACUUCCUCCUGAGUGGUCCCCCCGGGCACGCGGUGGCCAUCGUGGUGGGGGGCGCGUCCGAGUCCCUGGACAGCGCCCCCGGAGAGCAUUGUGUCCGCCUUCAGGGGAGGAAGGGCUUCGUGCGCUUGGCGCUGCAACACGGGUAGGGGCACCAAGGGGUCCGGGGGGGGUCCGGGGGGUGUGUGUUAGGCGCAGGUCAGCAAUAUCUCGGGCCUAGUGAGCAUGGCAGUGCUUCCUGGUGGAUUUUGCCCCAAUGAAGCAAUUGCAAGAACAGAAGGUCCCUGUCCUUCCUAUGGAAACUGCCAAAUGACGUGACGUUGCAUCUCUCUCAGUUCCCCUGGGACCUUUCCUUGCGUUCCCAUGCCGGGCCGUUCCCUUAAUCUGGUUGCCCGGGGCAACGGUCUUGGAGGCAUUCUGUGCAGCUUCCUUGGGACUGUUUACGCAGGUGGGUCUCCGAGCCACAACGAUAACGUCUCGUAGCAAAAGCCUUCACGGUGUCCUCUUUCACUGCCCCCCACUCUUGCAAGCAGGACUGCCUGGGCCAGCGCGUGCCCCUCUCUCUGCCGAUGUUCCUCCUCAUCGCAUAGGCGACCCGAGACAAACUGCAACGUUAGGUCGGCAGGGGGCAUGGCUUCUAGAGUUAGGCACAAAUUGUCAUAACUCUUGUCUAGUGAGCUCAGAAGAAUGUAAACUUUCAAAUCUUCUGGAAAAUUCACGUUUAACUGUUUCAGUCGGUUAAACACAGCCACCAUUUUUGUCACAUGUUCUCUGAUGCUGUCCCCCGGACGUAGCCUCAGCUCAAACAAACUUCUGGCGACAUUGAUUUUGGCUCCUGCUGUGGUUCUGUGAUGGACCCUCUCAAGAGUCUGCCACAUCGCCUGGGCGGCUGACUCCAUAACCUGUGAGUUAUGAGCCAUAACCUGUUUUGUUGAACGUCUGUUUCGACUGCAAACAGCUGAAGUGCUUUGGCGUCCAGCACUCUUCCGAUACGCCGCUCUGCUCCUCCUGGCUUAAACAGAGCAUAACAGAUAGCGUGUGUGUGUGUGUGUAGGAAUCUGAGCCAUGCAGAGAAACCCUCAUACACAGCUCCUUCUAAUCUAAGAAGCGAUUUAUUGUACAGCAGCAAAAUAAAUCAACGACCCGGGAGAGCGCAGCGACAUGCUGUCUCUCCCUCUCUCAAAACAGAAAGUAAAUUCUUCCUCCUCGCAGGGCUGACCUGGUGCCCGUUUACACCUUUGGGGAGAACGACAUUUACCGACAGAUCCGGUUCCCUGACGGCAGCUUCGUUCGCCGCCUCCAGCUCGGUUUCAAGCAGCUGACCGGCUUGGCCCCUUGUCUCCUCAGCGGGAGGGGCCUCUUCUCCAGCACCUCUUGGGGGCUCCUGCCCAUGGCUGCUCCCCUCACGGUGGUGGGUAAGGACCCACAAGGCUCCCUGUUCCUUCCUUAGCCUUCGCCCUGCACCCCAAAAUCUCCCCAACUCACCAACCUGAUUGCAAAGAGCCACAAACUCUUCAGCAUCGUAUAAAACAGCAGGUUCUGGUGCAUCUCCCUUUCGCCCUCUCCUAGAACUGAAUCGGAGACCUGUGGAGUUGAAUGGGACCCCCAAGGGUCAUCUAGUCCAACCCCUCUGCAAUGCAGAAAUCAAACGAGCCGCCUCGUUUUAUGGGGCUUGCUAUGGAGGGAGCUGCCAUUGUGUGCGUGCGUGCACACACACACCGACUUCCUUCUCCCCUUCCUUGGAGGUUUCUAAGCAGAGGUUGGUUGGCCAUUAAUCAAGGGGUUGGGCUAAAUGACCCUUGGGGUCCCCUCCAUUCCUGCACCUAAGCCACCCCUAAAACCCAAGGCCAGGGUGCAAAGCUGCUGGGGUGGGGAGGCCCUGGCUGCCAUGGGGUGGGGGCGAGGGGCGGAGCAGACCCCCCAACCGCCCAUGUUUCCUCUCCCUCCUGCAGUGGGGACGCCUAUCCCAGUCCCGCUCCACCCGCGCCCCACCGAGGACGAGGUGAACAGCUUCCACGCUCUCUACGUCGAGGCCCUGAAGGAGCUCUUCGAUGCCCAUAAAGAAUCCUGCGGCCUCCCGGCCUCCCAGCAGCUCCUCAUCACCUAG
Podarcis lilfordi (Lilford's wall lizard) is the source of this 11044-nucleotide messenger RNA. NCBI's taxonomy places the organism in Eukaryota, Metazoa, Chordata, Lepidosauria, Squamata, Lacertidae. The record is from the annotation of a GenBank genome assembly.